Amphimedon queenslandica is the source of this 1353-nucleotide messenger RNA. RefSeq lists its product as uncharacterized. NCBI's taxonomy places the organism in Eukaryota, Metazoa, Porifera, Demospongiae, Haplosclerida, Niphatidae. Bases 22 to 1068 code for a protein of 348 amino acids. The transcript is spliced from 3 exons. The record is from RefSeq and is a predicted model, not a curated record.
UAUAAAUACCAAAGGAGUACAAUGAGUGACAACAACUACAUAGAUGAUGAUGAGAACAUACCAGUUGCUACCAAUAUUGCUGAAGAUGAAGAAAACAAUAACCUGGAAGGGAGUGAUGGCCCUAUUGAAAAUUUUGAUGAAGAUAGGUCAGAAGAAGGUGACAAAUUAAUCCAUUCAGUUACAAAGCCAAAAAAAUGUCCUCAAGGAUGGGUUUCAUGCUAUGUUGCUCUUUUCGUGGUCACUCUGAUAGUUUUGAUAGGAAUGAUAGUUUUUAUCUUUAUUCCAAAAGCUGGGACCUCUUCAACGCUUAUCUAUGAACCUGAUGUUGUGUACAUAAAAUUGCCAUCUAAUGCACCUCUUAUUGAUGAACUGCACCUAAAAACUAAUGGAACUUGCUACGGGACUUUAUAUUCCCCACCAUGUGACCAAGUCAACGUUACAUAUCAGGAUCAUUAUGUACCGACAUCCGAGCAUCACUAUGACCAUACCAAUCACAUAUACUGCUUAAAUGGGUCUGAAUUUGUAUUCAGUAUAGAACCAGAGUUUAAUGGAAAAACAGAGCAAGUCUGGGUUUUCACAGACAAGUAUGCCAAGUUACGUAGAGAGCAUAACUUUGACGUUAGUAUUGACUGCAAUAAUCCUCCACCAGAUUCAAAAUGCAGACAGCUUGAUCAUGGAAAUGUAUCAAUACCUGCUAUACUGCCAGCUAAUGUGGGUCAGUAUUACUAUGUCUUUUAUAACUUGACUUCAGUUAGAUUCUUUGUUCGUCGAUAUUACUAUCCUUUCAUAGAGAGCGAUUAUACUCCUUAUAUUCUUGGCCCUAUCAACCAUACCACUCCAAUUACUGUCAAAACUCAAAAAGAAUUCCAACCGCAGAAUAUUAAAGACCCAGAGACUUGUCUCUUCAUGCACGUCAAGCAAUGUGACAAUACUCGUGAUCCACAAUACGUUAGCGUCAUAUCUGAUCGUCGCAAUGACUUGCUUGUUUGGUUUGGUGCACUCUUGGUCAUUGCAUUCCUGGUUAUUUUUGUCGUGGCAAUAGUACAUUGUGCCAUCAAGAAAGCAUAAUUUAGCAAGUAUCAUCAAAAUCUGGCAUAUCAGCUUCUUAAUAUUGAUACGUAACACAUUAGUUAAUUGUGAAAUUGUUAUGUGUGCUCUGCAGUCUUGAAAUUAAAAUAUAAUUUUUGUUAACUCAAGCAAACUAGUGAUAUUAGUAUCAUGAUCAUUAUUUUCAUUUAUUAAAAAAACAAAGUAUUAUUAUUAUUGUGUGUGAGAAGACUCGGUGAGAGACUGAGAGAGCGAUAUAAGAUUAGAAAGAACUGAAGAGCCUCAUUUUAAACAGCGCUCAAAAUA